This is a messenger RNA of Maudiozyma saulgeensis, 2139 nucleotides long. Lineage: Eukaryota; Fungi; Ascomycota; Saccharomycetes; Saccharomycetales; Saccharomycetaceae. The record is from the annotation of a GenBank genome assembly.
AUGACAGAACUGCAUUCGUUACCGGACUCAGAUUCUGAGGUAAGUGAACCUGAAUACCUUAUGAAUACUAGAGAACGUAGAUCAAAUGCAGGGAAUAAGAUGAGAGCAUUAUUGGAACAAGAGCUUGGUGAAAUGCAAAAGAGGACAGACCAUUUUGAUCAGGAUGAAUUAGAUUUACUAUUUAAAGAAGAUGAAGAAGAUGAAGAUUUUGAUGUACAAUUCAAUGGUAGCAGGAAAUCCAAAUCCGUAGAUGAAUCAGAAACUGAGGUAAACCAAGAUGAAGAUAUGGCAUUCAGUAGUGAUUCCGAUAAUGACGAGGAAACAGUAGAGGAAUCUGAUGAAGAAGCUGCAAUUCUUAAAGAAGAAAAAUUACAACAGAGAAAGAGACAAAAGAGGAAACGUACAGCUAAUAUAAUUAAGAAGAAAAGCAGUACAAAGAAUGAUACAACAUCAGAACAACCGAUAAAGAAGAGACGAUACGAUCCUGUCCAAUUGAAUCCCGAGAGUCUCUUACAAGCUGAAAGACGUACCUCUAAGAGAUCAUCUGUUGUGGCCAACAAAUUGAAAGUUUAUGAGAAUUUGUCACAAGCAGAAGAAAAACGUAAAAUUAUUCAAGAAAGGUUAAGAAAGACAAGAGAGAAAGCUAUCGAACAUAUACUUACACAGGAAGAUAGAAUGCGGAUUGCCCUUGAAACAGAGAAAUUUAAUUUAUUAAGUUUAAACAAAUAUAAAGAAUUAGAAUUAUCUAAAAAACAAUCAAGGUUAGCAUUACAGCAAAGACAAAAACUUAAAUUUAAACCUCAAGAAAUUGUAGAAACGUUACUUUCUACCAGUUGGAAUGUUUCUCCAGAAGUAGAAAUCGAAGACGAAAAAUAUUGGUCUGAAGAACUUAAAAAAAGAGAGAAGAAAAAGAGAAAAUAUGUGAGAAGGGCUAAAAAAAAAGACACUGAGGAUAGCAUCGACCCAAAAGAUACAAAUAACUUAAAUACAAAGAGUAGCAAUUCAUUAGAAGGAGUCGGGCAAAGCGAAACCUUAUCAACUCAACCUACUGAGGGAAAUAAUGAUAUAAAAAAUGUUGCUGAAAAUGCGGAACCAGAUCCUAAGAUUAAAUCUGCAAUUCCUUCAUUGUCUAUAACCUCUGAGGAGACUAAAAAUAAUGAUCAAACCAAGGAGACUCAUCUAGUGACUACUCCAGAAACCGAGAUACAGACCGAAUCUAAUUCUUCACCUAAGCCAGAUAACAAUAUAAGCGAAACAAUCGAAGAAACAAAUGCAUCAAAGACUUUGAAUGAACAAAGCUCUACGAUGCAUGAUUCAAGUAUCAAGUUAUCCGUGAAUAGUCCUGAUGUGGCAAACUCGGAGAAGGGGAAGAAGCAAGUAAGUUUCAAUACAGAACCAAGCAUAGCCAUCAUUGAAAAUGAACCAAACCAUUCUUCCCUAAAAAACGAGAUAUCCCUUUCACCAGGUUCACCUAUAUCAUCGAAUGAGAAUACACCACCGUCUCUGAUAUCUGCUGAAGUAGAUGACGUUGAAGAACCCAAACCAGUAUACCAAGGUCCAGUUCAGCAGGUAUCGAAAAAUUUCAUUACAAAAUUUUCUAUCACUCCUAAUUUAGCUUUUUCAACCGAACUUGAAAGCCCUAAUUUUUUUGACUAUUUAAAUCCUGAUAGGGAUCAACACGUAUCAGAUACAUUUAAACCAUUAAUAAAAUCAAGGAUAUCAGACUCAGACCUACUAUUCGAAACGGACGGUAUUGAAAAUGAGAAAAUUGAACUUGUUCCUAAUCUAGACAUAUUGACAACAUUUCGUAUGUUUGGUGAAUUUGAUAGAAAGUUCGAAAAAGUUCUUAAGGCCACUGAAGUUAAAAAUGAAGAUCUAAAAAUUACCACAGCUGCCCCAAUGGGGAUAUACACCAGCAAUAAUAAUGUCAAAAAGUCAUGUCUCAUCAACAACAGAAGUUGUAAAUAUUUUGACCCCAAGCUGGGCGUACCAUAUUCUGAUUUAACUAGUUACAAGAUUAUUCAAGAUCUUCAGAAUAGUGCAGAAACAAUGGAAUAUCAAUGGUUUGGAUUUAAAAAUGGUGGAAUAUAUCUAAAAGUUAAAGAAAGACAUGCAAGGGGUGUUCCUGAAGGAUUUUAG